GAACUCUUCUUGAAAAAAAUAAUGCAUAAAAAAUAAAUUCAUUUAUUAUUAUUAUUAUUAGAUCCUAAAAGAAGCGAAAGACAGAGAGAGCAAGUUUCAAGGUUUUCGCACCAAAAAGAAGGCCUUUCUCUCUCUCUCUAAUAUCUCUCUCUCUGUUCUGAUGUUCUCCCCCUUUUCCAAUUUUAGGGUUUUGAAAUGUGGAGGAACAAUGGAACACUCUGAAGAAAUCCCCCUUUCCCAAAAUACUACCGACCAUCCCUCAACCCACGACACCCAGUUAGGGUUUCAGCAUCCACCCCCGUCUUCUUCCUCUUCUAACAAUAAUAGCAAUGGUGAUCCCGAUCCUGAAACUUCUGAUCUCGCUCAUGGGGCAGUCGAGAAGGAGAAGGAGAAGGAUGCAGAUGAAACUGGAGGUACUAUUUGUCAGGAGCUAACGAAUUUGGAAUUGAAGAAGAACGAGGAAGAGCCGGUUCUGAAACCUGAUUUGGAGGAGGAGGAGGAGGAGAAGAAAGAGGAAAAAGAAGAAGAGAAGGAAGAGGAAAAGGUUGCUGACAGGGAUUUGAGUGGUGAAGAAAUGGGGAGCCGGAAUGGAAGUGAUGAUGGAAAUGAGAAUGUGAGUGAGAACGAGAAUGCAAAUGAUGAUGAUGAUGAUGAUGAUGAUGAUGAUGAUGAUGGGAAGAGAGAAGUAGAAGAGAACGAUGAUGAAGAUGGUGGAGUUGGAGAGAAUAAGAGUGGAAAUGAGACUGAGAAUGGAAGUGAAGUAAAUAAUGGUGUCGGUGAGAUGGAGAAGAAGAACGGUUAUGGUGGUGGUAUUCGAAAGUAUCAGUACCCAGUGAGGCCUGAAGCUGAAGAUUGCUCCUUUUACCUCAAGACUGGAACGUGUAAGUUUGGAUCCAAUUGCAAGUUUAAUCACCCAAUUAGAAAGAGAACCAAUCAGGGUGCUAGGGAGAAAGUAAAAGAAAGGGAAGAUUCCACGGAAAAGCCUGGGCAGUCAGAAUGCAAGUAUUAUUUGAGGUCAGGGGGAUGUAAAUUUGGAAAAGCGUGUAAAUAUAACCACACUAGAGGAAAGACUUCUGCAGCACCAUUAGCACCAGUUCUAGAGUUCAACUUUGUUGGUCUGCCAAUCCGAGUGGGUGAGAAAGAAUGCCCAUAUUACAUGAGAACUGGCUCCUGUAAGUAUGGAGGAAACUGCAGGUUUAAUCACCCUGAUCCAACUGAUGCAGCGGCGGGAAGUGAUACUUCUGCAGGAUAUGGUAAUGGUAGACCUGUCUCAUUACAAGGUGCACGACAAUCAACUCUACCAUCUUGGUCUUCUCCGAGAUCUUUGAAUGAGACUGCUCCCUUUAUGCCAAUGAUGCUUUCCCCAAAUCAAGGGGUUCCUUCACAAAAUUCAGAGUGGAAUGGGUAUCAGGCUCCAGUUUAUCUACCAGAUAGGAACUUGCCUCCACCACCUGCAUAUGUGAUGAACAACCCUGUGACUGAAACCAAUAUUUAUCAACACCAUCCGCCCCAGAAAUUAAUGGAAGAAUAUCCAGAACGGCCUGGCCAACCCGAGUGCACUUUCUUCUUAAAAACCGGGGAUUGUAAGUUCAAAUCCAAUUGCAAAUAUCACCAUCCAAAGAAGACUGCUAUGGGAGCUUCCCCAUGUACCCUUAGCGACAAGGGCCUGCCUUUGAGACCGGAUCAGAAUAUCUGCACAUACUACAGUCGGUACGGAAUAUGCAAAUUUGGACCUGCUUGUAAGUAUGAUCAUCCAGUACAGCAGACGCCAACCAUGUCGAGUGUAGAAAAUCAACCUCCUCUUUACAGUAACUUGGCCGGUGAAGGAGCUAGGAGAAGCCGAAAUGAGACUACAAUUCAGCAGUUGGUUUAGUUUAGUUUAGCAUUGGCGGAGGGGAAAGGGGUUGUAGUUUCUUUCUUUUCUCAACUUGAAUUUUCUUAAUAAACCUUUUUUCUUUUUCCUUGGCCUAACUGGCAACUGCCACUUGAGGGAAUGGCACUUUUCACUUAACGAUAUUAUCUAGUAGUAUUUAAUUUACCAAAAUCCUGCUAAAACAGAUAUGUAAAUUAUGUUAUUAUUCAUGUCAGCUUACCAACGAAUAUAAAUGCAAUGCAAUUGAGACAUUUUCAACA
Molecule: messenger RNA, 2133 nt
Organism: Cannabis sativa
Lineage: Eukaryota; Viridiplantae; Streptophyta; Magnoliopsida; Rosales; Cannabaceae
Product: zinc finger CCCH domain-containing protein 43
Exons: 6
Coding region: 161-1873 (570 amino acids)
Molecular function (GO): mRNA binding; metal ion binding
Source: RefSeq, a predicted model, not a curated record